Messenger RNA from Mercenaria mercenaria, 2992 nucleotides. Its product is annotated as coiled-coil domain-containing protein 115-like. Gene Ontology annotation, biological process: vacuolar proton-transporting V-type ATPase complex assembly. Lineage: Eukaryota; Metazoa; Mollusca; Bivalvia; Venerida; Veneridae. The record is from RefSeq and is a predicted model, not a curated record. The transcript has 3 exons. Gene Ontology annotation, cellular component: extrinsic component of endoplasmic reticulum membrane. The coding region runs from base 159 to 788 and encodes 209 amino acids.
CUAAUUUAAGGCUUUUGAAGGGACAAGAAAUUAACAUCAUAUGAAACCAAUUUCCGGUGAAAUAAGACGCAAGAUCAAGCAAUUUAAUUGCCUGUUUUCAACACUGUGAAUUUAAUUUCAUCUACUUCAUUCACCAGUCUUGAUAUCAAAGCACUGUCAUGGAAGCAACAAAAGAUGUUGUUUGUGAGAAGCUAGACCAAGUGUUGUUGGAUUUUUUUGAAACUUUGUCACAACUAUAUCUUGAGCAGGCAAAGCUGGACCAGUCAAUGAAAUCUGGAUACCUAAAUAUGUCUAGAGCAAGAUACAACAUGGGUAUAAAAUCAGUUGGUAUAUCUCAGUGUAAUGAAAAUACAAUGACAGCCUCUCUCAAGGUUCAAGUAACUGAAGAAAAACAGUUGAUUGCUGCAGAAGGGGUUGAAAGUGAACUUGAAACUGAAUUAGCUGACCUUGACCUCAAAAGCUCAGAAGAGAGCUCAGGGUCUACAGUUAGACGAAGAAAUGUUAAAAGGUCUUCAGUGGAGGAUGAAAUUGAGCAUAUUGAGGAUGUGACACUAGACAGUGAUAAGGAGAAAGAAAUUUGUAAAAAUGUAAAGAAAAAUGGUGUUGCAAAGACAGUGGAUCCACUAAAAUGGUUUGGCAUUCUGGUUCCACAAUCUCUGAGACAGAGCCAGAGUGACUUUAAAACUGCUGCUCAAACAGCUUUGAACAUUGCUACAUUAAAAGUGAAACUGUCAUCUUUGCAAGAGGAAUACAGCAUUCUUCUUAAAACUAAAGAAACUUUACAGUGAUUCAUAUAUUUUACAGUAAUUUAUAUACUUGACAGUAAUUUAUAUACUUUACUUAAUUUCUAUACUUUACAGUAAUUUGUAAACUUUACAGUAAUUUAUUAACUUUACAGUAAUUUAUAUUCAGGUUUAAUUCUUAAGUUUCAAAAUGCAGAAUGCUUAAAUUUUAUUCAUGUCCAGAAAUGAGACCGUGUUUUGAAGAGUAUUGCCCGUUGAUUAUUAAGCCAGAUCGGUUAAAUUUGAUUGUUUCCCUUUACACCAUCUUAACGCGAGUAUCGACUUUUGUUAAUCUCUCUUAUCUUGAUAAUCUUGACCUUACACUGGUUUUGUUAAUUAGGGGUAUUGCGACAAAAUUGUGAAACUUUUUACACAAGCGGAGUUUAUACCUUGCCCGAGGCAAUUUGCAGUGUAUUCCUCAAAUUGGUGAUUUUGAAUGAUAAUCGGGUUUUUGUUUCAAAAUUGAGAGCCGGGAAGGAUAUUCCCAUUUUAGAUAUGUAUUUAAACUUUUGGUUAUAUCUUUUAAGGGCAAAAUAUAUGUGAAUCAUAAAUUAAAAGUUAAUUAAUCAAAAAAUAAUUUUUGAAAUUUAAAUAUUUUUAUUCAAACAUGUAAUUUAAAAUAACAGUUUUAACCAAAUUUGACAAAGACGGAAUUAGAUCAACGUACAUGUUUAUUACCUGAUAUACAUAACAUUCUUAUUUCUUCAAAUUGGUGAUUUUGAAUGAUAAUCUGGAAUUUGUUUAGAAAUUAAGUUUUAAAGCUUUCUUAAGAAAUAUAGCAUUUAUUUCCAGAUAUCUAUAAAAGUAUUUUUUCUUGUUGUCGAACGAUCUGGAGGAUAGUCCCUUUAAUUUUUGAAAUAUUUUUAUGAGGGCGAAAUAUAUGUGUAUUUCGGGUCUCCUUGAAAAUGUGUCUUUUCAAUUUGAUUUUUUUUUAAAUAUUACGGAUCCGUGGCCUAUAAAUGCAUUUUACUUUACAAUAAUGUGAAUUUGGAUUUUGAACUGUAAGAUAAAUUAUCAAAAUUUAUAACUCCAUAUCCAUAAUUUAGAUUUUAACUUUAAAGCGUUUAUGCAAGAGCCGUAAUAAUUGUCCCUUUAGGCCGCGGGGGAUGUCAGACAAACAGACACUAAUCCAAUUAGUAACGGUAAUAAACAGAAAUAUGUCAGCAUUCGGUUAACUUAUUGUCAAACACGUUAUUUGACUUUAUCAUACAUAUAUAAUCAUUCAAAAAGAUAAGAUAAGAAAUUUUUAACAAAAAUAUUAUAAUACUUACAAACAAGAAACAUGAAAUUUACACCCGACCCAAUGGACUUGUUAUAUUUACAUGUACAAUAUUCAAGUUUAAAUAUGAACAUGUAGUUCUAUAUGUUAAUCAACUUUAUGUUAAUACGUUUUAAUGCAAUAAAUAAUUCUAGUUGUGAAAAUGGUAUUAAAUGAAUUAAAAAAUGGAAUAUUUUUAUUUAAACACGUAAUUUGAAAUAACUUUAUUUUUAUUUAAUCUGGCAAAGUAAUGACAUUAAACACGGAAUUAGAUUGAUACACAUGUCUAUCUAAUUCAGUUUAUCCGGUGUCAUCAGUACACGUGUACUGUGACGGGCAAAAUUUUCCAAAUUAGUAAAAUCAGUGAUAUUCAAACGUUUAGGGAAGCAAGAAGACAUAAAAGUUAUUUAAAAAUAAACUCAUUGAAAGAAAGAUUAACUUUUCUAGUUUACUUCAAUAACUUAAUAAAUGUUGUGAGAUGAUUAUAAAUAUAAGAAUAAAUCAUUCUAAAAGACCAUGUAAAGCUUAAAAUCUGUCAUUUCCUACAGAAAUCAAUGGGACUCGGGAUCAAAAUUAGUUACUUAUUUCAAACGCUUCGGGAAGCAAGAAGAUCAUAUUUUAUUUCAUUAAAAAUUAUAUUGAAAGAAAGUGCAAAUAUUGCAGAUUACUUCAAUAACUUAAUAAAUAUUGUCAGAUGAUGCUUUUGAUGUCAUUUGAUGUGUUAAAGUUUUUCUCCUUCUAUAUUUCAAUAGGCGUAAAUUGACCGAUAAUGGCUAAUCGAUACACCCGAUAACCUGUUUUCAAGGGAGACAAUUUCGCCAAUAAGCCAGCAAAUUGGCUUAGAUUUCUUGGUAUGCUUAGACUGCGCAUAGACCUCUAAGAAAUGUUAUUUCUAUGUCUUGGUUAUGAAAUUUAAAUGUUGAAAUAAGGUUAAAGAAUAUUAAUAUUAAAC